This is a messenger RNA of Theobroma cacao (cacao), 1185 nucleotides long. The record is from RefSeq and is a predicted model, not a curated record. NCBI's taxonomy places the organism in Eukaryota, Viridiplantae, Streptophyta, Magnoliopsida, Malvales, Malvaceae.
AUGAGCGGAGCGAGAAGAGAAAGCUUUUGGUGGGUUGACGACAGAGGCUAUAGGGAUCAUCUUGGUAACUUAGAGAGGUGGAGAAGAAGCUUGUUCACUGUUUUUGUUGAUAACAUUAGUCAUCGACUAUCAUGGAGAGAAGUGAAGGCAAGCUUCGACGAGUUCGGUGUGGUAGUCGACGUUUUCAUACCUCAUGGCAGUAAUUAUGCCUUUGUUCGAUUCGGGCAUGAGACAGAAAUGUUGAAAGCCAUUCGAUACAGAUCGGGGAUUAGUUUGGAUGGGAAAAGAUUAAAAGUGAAACAAGCUGACUACCCAAGGGGAAGGUUAGUCAACAAUACUGGACGACCUAAUGAUGAACAAUGUGAAGGUGGAAAAAGGAAUGGAGCAAGUUCAUACAAGGAAGUCCUUACAGGAGCUAAAGGGAACAGAGAAAGGGAACAUCAGGAGGCGAAAACGGUGGAAAAUAAUCAAAACUCCAAGAAGAAUAUUGCGAGCCAAGGGCAAACUAGUGUUGAGGCAAUCCAGAGUGCUAUGUUCUUGGAGGGAGUCACGGCGAGAGUAAGGCCGGCUGGAGGUCUUGAUGUGUUAGUAACAUUUGGGGAUAAAGAAGAAAUGGAAACUCUACUCGAAUCAUACAGUGAAAUUUUUGAAUUGUGGUUUGAUUCCAUCUCUCCCUACAAUGCAGACAUAGAAACAAGGAGCUAUAUGGUCUGGGUCAAAGUGGAGGAAAUUCCAAUCCACCUAUGGAGCAUGAAACUUUUCAAAGCAUUGGGCAAUAGUUGGGGAAAAUUUAUCAGGAUAGACCAUGCAACUGCAGAGAAAGAUAGAUUGGAUCAUGCACUUAUUCAAGUUGAAGUAAGCAGUAAAAAUAAAAUCCCAGCUUAUCCUCAAAUCCAGUUUAAUGGAAAAAUCAUUAUUUUAAGUGCUUUCAUUGCCGACGUGGAGAAAGUCGAGAUCAAGAGGCAGAUUUUAGCCAUGAAAAAAGGGAAAGAAGUGGUAGAGGAAAAUUUCAGUUCACUGGAAAACCAGUCAUGGUGGGAGGAAGGGGACAAUGACUCGUUUUUCGAGGGAAAUUGGGACAAGACAAAAGAGGCCUUUGUUAAAGAAAAUAGCUGCAAAAAGACUAGUUCUGAACGGAUGCUAAAGAAAUCUAAAGUCAUGGGUACUCUUUUCUUUUUUUUUUAA